CGGGUACACACAUAGCGCAAACCACAUUCAUGACAAAAUGUAUGCACAGAUUUCGUUUUGAUAUCCCGCUAUCUAUUUUUGUAGAACCUGUUGACCUUCACCGAGUCGACUUUUAUGAAAUCCCAAAUGAAUGGAAGCUACACAAGCAUUAAGCGAUUCACAUUGUGACGCUGAUGGUAUGUUUUAUGGAAAGGCUAUUGAAUGUACAACUGACACGCAUUUCAGUAGGGUUGUAUUCCAGAGUCUAGGUGUUGUCUAACACAAAACUGUAAAGGAGAGGAACAUGACAUCCCCUAGAAUUACGUACGAUGAGGAGGAGGAUGUUUCUGAUGAGAGUGAGAUGGAGAUUGUCGUCCUGACAGACCCAGGAGGAAGCACGAUGAGGAUGCAAAAGGUUGACAACGUGAUCUAUGGGACCCCUUACAUGGCUCAAGUGCUCAAGCAGAUAAAACAUGUCCAACUGAGGGAGAGUGAUAUAUAUUUGACAGCUUUCCUACGAACAGGUACUUUGCAUUGUCGACUUGGCGACUCUCGUGUCAUACAGAUCAAACUUAUUAUACGUGACGGUAUGAGCAUUUGCGCAUUAUGAAUAUACGAUAUAUAUAUGACGUUUUUAGAACCGUCACAUAACGAUAUAUCAUGUGUCUAGCAUAUCUUGGUUACACCUUCAUUAUUUGAUAGACAGGCUCCGAUUAACGAAUCGUAUCUUGCUCAAUGGCAUGAUUAAUCAUGCAACAAUAUGGUUUACUUUUACGGGGCCCUUGAAGAUCCGGGUUAGAAUUUAUCUUCAAUAACCCAUGCAAGUCGUAAGAGGCGACUAACGAGAUCGGGUGGUCAGGCUCGCUGACAUGGUUGACACGUCAUCAUAUCCCA
Molecule: messenger RNA, 873 nt
Organism: Haliotis rubra (blacklip abalone)
Lineage: Eukaryota; Metazoa; Mollusca; Gastropoda; Lepetellida; Haliotidae
Exons: 2
Coding region: 284-589 (101 amino acids)
Source: RefSeq, a predicted model, not a curated record